UUGCCAGCAAUCUUAAGGGGCAUUGCACUUGUCUCGGUCUGACAGCACUGGCAGAGCGCGACCACUGGAGCGGAACUACAGCUGUUGUUUACGAAGCAUGUGACAAACAUGGGAAGGGACAGCGCAAACAGGCCCAUAAACUCGUACAGAUAAGAGUUUAGUGGAAGACCGUAAGAUCACAUGACAAACACCACACAAGGUAUUAGAAAUGUGAAGUGUAUGUUUGGAUGAAGAAGUGAUAAAUAAAGUGUUUGUUCAGACCCUAUCCAUCUUGCAUUGAGACUCUGUCUAGUUGUAGUUUACCACCCCAGGUGUUGUCGAAGUAUGACGUGAACUCGACUGUAGCUGGAAGGUAUUUUAUAAUAAUACAGCUUUGAAUGUUGACUCGUAAAUCAAAGUAGCACUUAUUAUUACGUUGACAACUAACCAAAGUUUUCGCAAUACCAAUCGAUUCCCUUGAUCUUGAGGAGGAUGGCAGUCUCCUUGCUACAACAUCCCAACUUGUAAGGCCAGUGACGAAUAACAUAUCUUGAACUUCAUUCCACAUUGAUGUUUAUAUCUAUCAAUCAAAUGUUUUUUUUUAAUGGCUUUAUAAAAUACAUCAGCAGUCACAAAGUGCUUUACAGAUACCCAGCCUAAAACCCCAAAUACUAUUGACCACAGUGUUUUAUCCCUAAUGUGAAGCAUUGUAGAGGUAUCAAAGACACACGACUUGAAAAGACUACCUUUUAACAGUAUUAUCACAAAAGUAUAUAUUAGUCAUCUCCACUGUCUGCCAUAUAAUGGUAGUAUGUUGUCUUAAUGUACGCCCCAAACAUUUCCUUGGAAUGUUUGUUUUUUGAAGGGGGUGGGGGAUAUACUGGUUAGGACAGGUUGGCCAUGAAAGUGGUUUAUAAUCCUCUGCUGUAUCAUUACAGGAUAAUGUAUAUGAUUAUUAUGGUGAGAAUGUUUCUUGUCAGGGUCUCCCCACUGUUUCAGUGCAUAUCUCAGAUUCCUACCCCACCCCCCCACACCUGUUUUAAGCACCUCUUUGAAACGCCUCCGCCUCCUUAAAGUGCCUCUCUUGCCUGUUCAGGGGGCCUCUGCCACGACUACAACCCAGAUGAAGUCCCUUACUGACAUAUUGCCACCCCUCAGUCCCGCUUUUCCAUUCAUGUAAAAAUACAUUUUUUAAGAAUAAUUUCUAUAGGUUUACAAAUAGGCCUAAUACUAAUUUAAUGUGUUUUAGAUUGUAGUGACUGUGUUAUCAAAGUAAAGAUGUAAACAAGGAGGCCCCUUGCCACAGCGCCUGUCUGGUUUAUGAAGGGUAGUGAUUCACUGUGCUUUCUUAAUUCCCGGUGGAGAACAUGAUGACAAGGUACCUGUAUUUUCCUUAAAGAUCACAGAGGUACAACGUUUUUCUGUGAUAUUUGUCUCCCUCAGGGUGAUCGUAAAGUAGCGCAAUGUAAUCUCUGACAGCAAUUUGACAGAAGCUUGCUGUGUGUGUGUGUGUGUGUGUGUGUCCUUCUAUGCUCAUUUCUCUCAUGUAGACUAAUUUCUACCAAUGCCCCAGGGCAGUGAUUGGGGACAUUGCCCUGUGUAGGGUGCUGUCUUUCGGAUGGGAGGUUAAACAGAUGUCCUGACUCUCUGUGGUCACUAAAGAGCCCAUGGCACUUAUCGUAAGAGUAAGGGUGUGAACCCCGGUGUUCUGGCUAAAUUCCCCAAAGCAAGAGUAAAAAAGAAACGUAACCUAGAGCCAUAGAAUUUGAAUGUCUGACGGUGCAAACUGUUACUGAUGACAUAUAUGGGUGCUAUGUGGUUAUGUUCAAUGUACUUUUAGCCGGUCUUAAAUAUUUACUUGACCAUCAAAGAAACGCAGGUGUUGUCAUUUCUAGUAACAAGGUGGUAAAGAGCGGUUUUGAUAUACUUUUUAAGCAGUAUUUACUGAAACAGAAGUCAACCGUACACCCACAACCAAAUGUUUAAUUUGCCAAGUAACAGAAGUUAAAACGGAAAACUCCAUCUGUUUUGUGAAAAGGGGUUACUUUUGUCGUUCAACCAGGUUUCGUCGGGAAAAUAGCUGUUUUGUAUUACCCCCUUCCGAGUCCAACACACAUCUGAACCGAGCUUAAAGGCCCAGUGCAGUCAAAAACACGAUUGUAUUGUGUGUUAUAUAUAUUGUCAUAUUAUGAGGUUGCAAUAAUAUGUGAAAUUGUGAAAAUAAUGGUAAAUCCCUGUUGUUUGAGCUGUUUGAAAAGACUGUCUGAAAUGUCAUGGUGGAAGGGAGUUUUGGCCUUCCAUGGUGACAUCACCAUGCGGCAAAUUAGUUAAUAGACUAAUAAGAAAGAUGGUUCCAACCCUCUCUGCUAAUAACAGCUAAUUUUCCGUUGCCCCCUCCCCACUCAGAACGCUCCCUGACAGUCCUAGCAAAAUUCCUGCUUGAGAAAUUGCUUGCUAAGAAGCUGUCUUUGUUUGUUUUAAAUUAAAAUGGUCCAAAAGAAUCACAGUAAGAUACUUAAUUCUUACCCAGAAAUGAUUUGAUAUUGAGAUAAAAAAAUGGCUGUAUUCGACCUUUUUGAAAAACUUGGGAAAGUAUUCUGUAUUGGGAAAUGUAUGAACAAAAUUUUGACCUACAUGCAUGCGUCAGGUGAUGAGGUUCAUGCUGUACCGGACUGGUAGUGAUAUGACAUAAGGUGGUGGCCUACAAUGUAUUUGUGAGUUGAGAUCUUCGUCUGAGUAUUUCUAACAGGACCAUAUGCUGCUGGAGUGGGGCCAUAACAUCAAGGAACCCUGCCUCCCCGUGCACGUUUUCAGCCCUCCACGGGGGCCUGGAUGUCACCAUUGUACAGCGCGUUGGAUUUCAUUUGAAGUUUGCCUUUAUUACCCUUGUGUACGCACUUAUAAUAGCGAUUAAUGAGCGCUUUAAUAAUUUCCACAUAUCAAGAAGAAAAUGGUGGUGGAGGUGCAAGGGGUGGAGUUACUUGGGGUCAAUAGCCAAUGGAAAGCACCCAAAUUAUGAGUGGUGUUGAGUACAGUAUUUAUGAACUGUAAAGUUGUCUGGCUGAGACUAGACUGUGAAGAGAUCCAAGUACAGGUAAGUAAGAAUAUGAUUUGCAGAUGAUGUACUUAAUAUGAUAUAUACUUUGAUCAUUAGGGUGGUCAAGAGGCCUGGCUAGGCUAAUUCAAUUCAUAUAUUUAUCAUUAUUGGGAAAGGUUGAUUGCGUACCUAAAACAGCCUUUUCUGUAGUGAAGUGGGAAAAUCUUUAUAUUCCAGUUUAGGCUCCUGUGUAAUGUCAUUAAUCUGUUAUAAGAACAACAAUGAUGAUUGAAGUGAUUCAUGGGGUAAAUUAAAAUCUUGUUGUGAAGUCAUCUAGAUUAGCUAUUAUUUUAUGCAGGUAGUACAGGCUAAUGUUGACGUAGUUUCAAAUAUGAGAGGAACUGGAGCAUUGUGAAUUGUCAGUUCAUCUCUGAUCAUCCUGGCACAUGCAGCUGGUCUGUAUGCCAGUACAACUCUACUGGUUGAGCAUGUUGGUGUGUUCUAUAAUCAAAACAGAAUUCAAGCUAUAUUUUACGCCAGUCAUGCUUCUUCCUGUGUGUUCUCCAGCGCGCAAGGAUGAUUGUUCAGGUUCUCCUGACGGGGACACUAUGCUGCCUACUGCCAGGUUUGCUGGAUGCUACACCUCUGAAGGCUAGAACUGUAGGGGAGGUCAGCAUAGACUCUGACAAGGCUCAUGGCUUCCUGUCUCAGUCACGCUCCAAACGGAACGUCAACCCGGACCCCAAGUGGCACCGCGGCACGCCUGAUUUCCAGUCCUACUACAAAUUCUACAACAGCAUAGGCCAUAUUGAAGGACUGUAUGAGAUUGACAAGAUCAGGAUACUGUAUCAGCAGAUGCGUCACCUAGAGCAGGUCUAUGGGCCAGAUGCCUCCAGCUACCAGAAUGCCCUGGGUGUGAUAACCCCUCCACCUACCACCGCAGCUCCUACCACCACCACAGUGCUUCCUACCACUCAGCCCCCUCCUACUACACCAGCAUCACUUUCUCUAACUGAGGCUGAUGUCAUUUAUCUGUGUAACCCCAAAGAUCCCCUCUGUAAAGCUCACAUCGUUUACCUGCCUACAGGGGCCAUCCCAGUCCUCUGUGACCCACGCUACAACCCUACCUGCAAACCCCAAACCGGCAAGGUGGUCAUAGCCGCUGCCGGACCUACGGAGCCAGCUGUUGAAUCACCUCCCCCACCUCCACCCCCUCCUAAGAAGUCUCUCCCACCUGCUUCUCCCAUUGUCAUUAAAGGGAUGGAGUAUGACUGCGACCCUUACUGGGACCCUGACUGCCUGAUCGAUCACCCACCUCGCUCUGUCCAGGUGACUGAGCCACCACCACCCCCUACUUUCCCACUUGUUGUGGUGGCCCCUGUUGAGGAGGAGGAGGAGGAGGAGGAGGAAGAAAUGGCCACCGAGGAGACAGUAGCACCUUCUGACCCUUAUGAUUGGGGACGUGACUUUUUUGACCCUUACCACUAUUCCGACCCAGCACCUGACCCCCAGUAGACAGUUUUUUGUUUUGUUUAUCUAAGUACAAGCAUAACACAUUAGUACUGCAAUACAACAGAAGGUCAUUUAGGUCGGACUGUGAGCAAAAUCAUAAACACAAUUGUACACAAACACAACAAUUUCCCCACAUGUAUGACCUUUCUCAGUUCCAUCAGAUAAUAUUGUUUUGAGUUGUACAGACAACGGACUUAUAAUAUAUUGUAUUCAACGUGUGUGUCUGUUAUCAAUUAAUAUUAACAAAAAUCAAGUGUCACGUCCCAUUUGAAAUCGUUUUUGGUAAAAGGUCGCCCUCCAGCGGUGAGAACUGAAACUAUAAAUUAAACGAUCUAUCGGGACA
Messenger RNA from Oncorhynchus gorbuscha (pink salmon), 4871 nucleotides. Its product is annotated as extensin-like. The record is from RefSeq and is a predicted model, not a curated record. The transcript has 4 exons. Lineage: Eukaryota; Metazoa; Chordata; Actinopteri; Salmoniformes; Salmonidae. The coding region runs from base 3593 to 4531 and encodes 312 amino acids.